This is a messenger RNA of Adineta steineri, 1944 nucleotides long. Lineage: Eukaryota; Metazoa; Rotifera; Eurotatoria; Adinetida; Adinetidae. The record is from the annotation of a GenBank genome assembly.
AUGAAAUACAAACCGAACAGUAAUACAAGUGAUGAAGCACAGGAGGCAGGUUCAUCAAAGAAAUUUUGUAUUGAUCCACGUCUUACCACUUAUCAAACAUUACAAUGUCUGAUUGCACAAGCAUUCGAUAUUAAAACAGAUUUUACUAUAAGCGCACUUCAGAGAUGUUUAUCAACUGGACGCGAACAAAUAACAGCUAUUUGGUCUGACUGGGAUCUUGAUGCGUCAAUACAAGCUGUUCAACCAGGUUCCUAUUUGAGAUUACGCUAUGAAAUAACAGCAAGAGAAGAAGGUCUUGAUGAUUGGGAUUUUGUUGGAUUAAAUGAUUUCAAUGCAAAUAUUCGUUGGUUUAAUGUUGACAGUCGAUCUAUUAUUGCAACUGUAAAUCAAACAGCAGGAAAAGCAGCUUCAGCUUUAAAUAAAGCUAUAAAUUGGAUGUAUGGAGGAAAUGAACGACGUGGUUCAAAUGCUCUUGGUGAAGGUGAUAUGAAAAAAUUUCUUGAUUGUGAAGGACGUCUUAUACAUGUUAAUGAAUUACGUCAAGCUAUUUUCGAAGGCGGUAUUGAACCAUCCUAUCGAAAAGUUGUAUGGCGUCAUUUAUUAAAUAUUUUUCCAUUAAAUAUGACCGGUCUUGCACGUAUUGAUUAUCUCAAACGUAUAGAAAUCAAAUAUAAAACAUUGAGAAAACGAUGGAUGGAUGAAGAACAUCAAAAUGAAAAUAUUCGAUUAACUAUGCGUACUAUAGAAAAAGAUGUUUCUCGAACUGAUAGAGCAUUUGGUUUUUAUGCGGAUUCUGGUGAUGGUUAUGAGAAUGUCCAAGCUCUAUUUCAUAUUCUUAUGACAUACUGUGUUAAUCAUCCAAAUACUACAUAUUGUCAAGGUAUGACUGAUUAUGCUUCGAUUAUAUUUUAUAUUAUGCGUGAAGAAGGAUUAGCAUAUAUUUGCUUUUGUUCAAUAAUGAGACGUAUUCGAGCAAAUUUUGCUGCAGAUGGUGUUGCUAUUGCAACUAAAUUUCAUCAUCUUAAAGUACUUUUACAAGCUAUUGAUCCUGUUUAUUGGAGUUUUCUUGAAUCAUGUGAUGCAGUGAAUCUUUAUUUUACAUAUCGUUGGCUCGUGCUCGAAUGUAAACGUGAAUUUCCAUUUAAUGAUGCUCUACGUGUACUUGAAGUCAUGUGGGCAACAUUACCAAUUGAUAGUGAACCCCCACAACUCAGUGAAAUAUCUUUAAUAACUUCACCAUCGGAUACAAUGAUUACUGAUAUAUUAUGUCCAUCACCUCCUCGACUUGUACAACGUCGUACAGUUAGUUGUCCUCAAUUGUUUCAACUCGAUGAAUUUAAUUCUCAAAAAUAUAAACAUCGUUCAUCUUCAUUAGCUUUUCAUAAUAAAGAACAACUAUUAACAGAGAUACAAAGUCGACAACAACAACAACAAUUAGAUUUUAAUUCAGCUUCAGAUAGUGAUGAAUAUCAAUGUUCUUCAUUUAAUAAUAUGAAUAUGAAUACCAAUUCAACAUAUACGAGACCACGAGAAAAAAGUUUAGAAAAUUCAUUUUCACUUAGUGAAAUAUCUGAAUUUGAUUCAGAUAAUAUAUCAACAUCUACUAGUAGUUAUGCUAUGAAUACUCUUACGAAUUCUUCUUCACAAAAUUCCUUAACAAUAAAUUGGUUACAACGUUUACCUUCGGGAGAUACAACAUGGCUAGAAGAAGAUAAUUUAUUUUUAAUUUUUGUUUGUGUAUCAAUAUUCUUAGCACAUCGAACAGUAUUAUUAAAACAGAAUAAUCUUGAUGAACAAGAAAUAUCCAUGCAUUUUGAUCGAUAUCGUCGUCGUCAUUGUGCUGACCGAAUUUUAAUAUGUGCACGAACACUUUAUGCCCAAUAUAUACAAUGGAGUAGAAAAAAACGCAUGCUCGAUGAUCUCAAUCGUUUUUCGGCGAGUUAA